Messenger RNA from Brachypodium distachyon (stiff brome), 942 nucleotides. RefSeq names its product 17.9 kDa class I heat shock protein. Bases 159 to 629 code for a protein of 156 amino acids. The transcript has a single exon. Gene Ontology annotation, biological process: response to heat; protein complex oligomerization; response to hydrogen peroxide. The record is from RefSeq and is a predicted model, not a curated record. NCBI's taxonomy places the organism in Eukaryota, Viridiplantae, Streptophyta, Magnoliopsida, Poales, Poaceae.
CACUGCCACCAUUCGCAAUUUCCCACCCUCCAUAAAUUCCCCCCUCGCUCAUCGGCAGAGACCCAAAGCAAGUCCGAAGAAAGAGCAACGAUCAAAAAGCUAAUCUCCGCAUCCAAAACACCAGCCAAGUUCGUCGAUCGCCACCGACCCGACCGACAAUGUCGCUGAUCCGCCGCAGCAACGUGUUCGACCCCUUCUCCCUCGACCUCUGGGACCCGUUCGACGGCUUCCCCUUCGGCGCCGGCGGCAGCAGCAUCGUCCCGUCCUUCCCCCGCUCCUCCGAGACGGCGGCCUUCGCGGGCGCCCGCGUCGACUGGAAGGAGACCCCGGAGGCGCACGUGUUCACGGCGGACGUGCCGGGGCUGAAGAAGGAGGAGGUGAAGGUGGAGGUGGAGGACGGCAACGUGCUCCAGAUCAGCGGCGAGCGAAGCAAGGAGCAGGAGGAGAAGACGGACGCCUGGCACCGGGUGGAGCGCAGCAGCGGCAAGUUCCUGCGCAGGUUCAGGCUCCCGGACAACGCCAGGGCGGAGCAGGUCAGGGCGUCCAUGGAGAACGGCGUUCUCACCGUCACCGUGCCCAAGGUCGAGGCCAAGAAGCCCGACGUCAAGUCCAUCCAGAUCUCCGGCUAAGACGCCCUGCCUGCCUGCCUGCGGUCCCUGCGCGGUGAAGAAGUUUUGCCUGAGGAGAGGAGAGUCGUCGCGAUGGAAUAAAUUUGAGUCUGGUUGGGGUGUCCAGUGUCUGAUUGUGAUGCCGUCGAGUCAUCAGUGGUUCUCUUGUGAAUCGAGGCUGCUCUCAGUGAGUGACUAAGGAACAAUGAUGAUGUUGGUGUCGAUCAUGUUCUAUUGCGUUUUUGUGUUGAGUGUUUUGCGUUCAAAAUUGGUCCUCUUAUAAUGGGUGUUAUCUUGAAAUUUAGCAGAAUAAGAUACCAACAUGUUUGGCAAA